This is a messenger RNA of Hydractinia symbiolongicarpus, 7930 nucleotides long. RefSeq lists its product as uncharacterized. Gene Ontology annotation, biological process: signal transduction. The record is from RefSeq and is a predicted model, not a curated record. Gene Ontology annotation, molecular function: protein binding. The transcript is spliced from 11 exons. Lineage: Eukaryota; Metazoa; Cnidaria; Hydrozoa; Anthoathecata; Hydractiniidae. The coding region runs from base 2157 to 6128 and encodes 1323 amino acids. Gene Ontology annotation, cellular component: nucleus; cytoplasm.
AAAUCUCAAAUUUCUAAUUAACCGAUCCAGACAAUUGCAUUCCAACACCAACGCUUUUGACUGAUCUAAUUUAAACAACAUACAGCGUCUUUACGUAAAUGAUUCGAGUUGUCAUGUGUUCAGAUUAGCUGUCAGCAAAUUAAUGAAGUCAAAAUUUCCAACUGCGUCUGGAUUAGCUGUCAGCAAAUUCAUUAAUGAAGUCAAAAUUUCAAACUGCGUCUGGAUUAGCUGUCAACAAAUUCAUUAAUGAAGUCAAAAUUUCAAACUGCGUCUGGAUUAGCUGUCAACAAAUUCAUUAAAAAAGAUGUAUUUUGUAGACUGUAUGCAGAUUAGCUGUCAGCAAUCUUAUUAAUAAAGUCAAAACAUCAAACUAUGUCCAAAUUAUCUGUGUCAACAACUCUAUUAGUGAUUACAUGUUCUGACAGCAGCAGUUUUUCUUGUAGUCCAUUUGAUGAGCACAAGGAUAACAGAAUAUCCUUAAACUAAUUUAAAUGUCAUUUCACACCUACAAAACUAACUGAUAAUGGCUGAAAAGUUUUCUAGAUAUUUUUGGUACCCAUAAUUUAAUCUAAAAGAGUACUUACCCAUUUAAAAUCUUUCUUUUAUGCACAAUGGCGGACACAUGCAAUCAAAAGUGUUAGCGGACAAGAAAACGACAUAAACCGGACUAAAUUUUAAUUCCUCCUCAUAAGCCCAAAGUCGGAACUUCGGGAGUUUUCUGAAGAAUAUAAUUCUAGUUUGAGGAUGAUGAUAAAUCUUGCAGGAUAUAUUGGUUGGAAACGAGGUUUUAAUUAAAAAGGCUCAUAAUACUUUCAUAGUAUAUAAUACUAUUAAAUUGAUUCUCUAAGAGAGAUCAAAAGAAAUUCCUUGUGAGCAUCGAGCCAUUAAAUAUUUAGAGAUAUAUUGCAUUAACGAAUAGCAACUCCAAGCAGAAGAAAGAGGCUCUUGACAGAAAACUUUGCAAAAUUGGCGAUUUGUUUCAUGCUUUGGAUUUUGAUGAAGGAGGAUUAUCACUAUGGCACUACGUAUCUUCAUUGCGACAAUAUUAUAAUCCUAUUUUUUGUCUUAAAAUCUCACGUAGGCUUCCACUACUUAUGUAAUAUAAUAUGACUUAUAGAAAAAGAGCCUAUAUGAAAUAAUCUUUUAGAAUAAAUAAAGGUGAAGAAUUCUUUAUUUUAUUGGACGACCAUCAAAAUCCUUCAAAUAAUGUGUACUAACUAUACUAUGAAAAUCAUCCUUAUAUGCCAACAGUAUGCAUUUUAGUAAUUGCUAUUCUAGUGUUUGAAAUCACUUUACACACGCCUAAUGCCGUCACACAUGGUUAUUUUUCUAGUUUUGUAAUAAAUUUAAAUUUUUCAAGUAUUACUGCGGAUAGGGCGUCAAUUCUUAGUAGAUUUAUUCACUGGGUAGAAAGAUUUAUAUUUUGUAUAAAAAAAUAAUUUUAAUCACUUCAUUGGGAUUGAAAAUGACGUCAUAUUUGUAAGGAAGUUUAUUACUGUAUCGAUAAAGCAAAAAAUCUGAUUUCCUGAAAUAUCCAUUUGAAGUCAUUAAACUUUGCACAAGGUUAGAAUUUAUAAAUGUUUGAGGUAAGGAAAACAAUACUGAGAUUAGAAAUGACAAUAUUUUAGUGAAACGAUACUCCCUUUAAAUCUGUUCUGUAUUUUAGCUUUGUGACCCAUAUAUCUUCUUGGCAACACCUUAGUAACCACCUAGUGAUGAACAUACAUGUAAUGAAUACUAAAUUUAACUAAUACAAAAUCGUACAACACUCAUACAUGCAAGUCAGCACAUUAUAAAAUUUACAAAAAAUUAUACCUGUCCCAAAAUUUUGAUACCCCGCGAAAAGUAUGAAGAUUUUUCAAAUAGAAUUUUUUUUUAUUACAAGUCCCAAUGAAGGUUAGAAAAAGUCACAAAAUUUCAGCACAUAAUCACAUGCCAACAAAACUUAUGCCCAGUCCAAGAGGCCGUCAGCAUAUUGUACCCCCCCCCCCUUCCCCUUUCCUCCUCUCCUUUAGGUGUACCAACGCAAUAUGUCUGCAACAAUGUAAUUACGCUAAACAGUGUAAAAACGAAGUAAUCUGUGACAAAAUGUGAACGCAUUUCAGCACCUAUUUUAUAACAUAUAUUGUUCUUAGAUAAGCAAAGAGAAAAACAAAAUGGCCACCAAGGCAAAUUGGGAUAUUAUGAUAUCCUACCAUCAUGCGUCUGGCAAGGAGUACAUGAAAAGGAUUAAAGAGUCAUUAUUAAAACAGGAUUACUCUGUUUGGACUGAUGAAGAUCGAGUGUAUGGAGAUUUAGGUGCACGGAUGGCAGAAGGCGUUGCAGGAUCAAAAUUGAUCAUUCUUUUACUUUCAAAGGGAUAUGAAGAAUCUAAAACCUGUCAGAAAGAAUACAACUUGGCCUGUGCGCAACACAAGAAAAUUAUCUGUGUAAUAGUUGAGAAAGGUUAUAAACCUCCAGCAGACCAUGUGCUCAGUUUGAUCCUGGGCAAUAACAUGUACUACCAAUUAUACAGAGGUGAUGAAACAACUUUUCAAAAUCUAUUAAAAGACAUCUCACAACAGCUAUUAGGAGAAGCCCCAGUAAAGACUGAGCCCAUUUUGAAUUUUUGGAUGUAUAAAGACAAAGAAGAAAAUAUCAUUGUUAAGUUUCAUAAUAAAAACUUAAAAACCGUUCAGAGAAUUACUAUACAACAGGACGGUAGUGAUACCAAGGUAGAACUGAAAGAAUCAUCGUACUUUUAUGAAGAAAUAGGAGACAAUAAGCUUGUAUUAACAAUAUAUAAGGCAGCUACCCGGUACAUCCUAAAACUUGUCAUAUCGUUGCUGGACAUUGAUGGAAAUAAAGAGAUUUUUGAAGUAGACAAUGUCAACAUUGCCUGCGCUCACAAGUAUUACAACAAAGAAAGUAACUUUUCUCUCCAUACACAUAAUAGCGACAAAGUUGCAGCACAUAUUAAGUCAAUUAUCAGCACCCCUGUUCUUGAAACUAACAUUCAGCUGUUCUGUUGUGGAGAAGUAUAUGAAAAAAGUAGAAACGAAUACUUAAGAUUUUCAAGAAAUUAUGUUAAUGAAAACUGCACAUCCAACAAUGCCUUUCUAAAAGAAGCUGUCCAAUUUCCACCACCAAUGGUAAAUGAAGAGAUUUCCAGCUUUGCAUUUCGACUAAAGUCAAUUCUCAGUGAAAUUGGGCACGUGUUUGUGAUCUUCACACAUUACAAUGCCACGGAAAAUCUGAGACUUCUAAAUUUAAAUACUUAUUGUGAUCGUGUUCAAGAUUAUAAACACAGACUUCUGCUGCUCCAUCCAUCUCAAAAUACCUUCGUCAACAUAAGAUACACUAAAACUACUAGUGGGUCAAUCAUUGAGGAAGAAUUUCAAAAUGGUGAGGCAGAUAUCAAACAUUUGUUUUCAAUCAAUCAACAAUUUAUCUUGAAUAGUACCUCCAGAUUUAUAAAUGUUGUUGCUGCACCAAAUUUCCAAACGUUAGAGAACAUCGACGUUUGUGCAAACUGUCAAUUGUUAGAUCAGUCUAUUUUCUCGGAUGACACAAAGGUUCAAAAUUUCCUUCUAUCUCUUGGAUUAACAAGAAAAGACCUUGAUCACAAAAGCAAAGAGCAGUACAUGAACAUAUUGGGUCAAGCAAUGUGUUUCAUGGCUUGUAGAGAAACUAUGAACACUGUUCCAACAAUCAAAGAUGACAUCCAUGGGAAAAUAUGCAGUGUUCUAUUGUCAUCUGAACAGUCAAAUAUUUUGUUUGACGAAUCUAAAAAGAAAAUUAUUGUUGGACCAUUAGGAAGUGGUAAAUCGGUUCUUGCUUUAUCUCAUCUAAAACAACUUUACCAAUGUUGUGAAGGAAAAUGCACAAUAUAUUAUGUCAUGUGGAGUGACAAAACAAUACUGCUGAAAGGUAUUGAAAAAUUCGUCUCAAAAUUUCAAUGCAACAAAAAUACCACUGUAAAAGUAAAGAAUGCAAUUGAAUUAGCGAAAGAGCUCAAUCUCUUUAAACUUCCAACCUUAUCCCAAUUAUUACUGUUGUUGUUAAAGAAACACGGUGGUAUGUCAUUUCAUUUUAUAAGUGACGAAGUUGAUGGAGCGAUGUUUGACAAACAAGAAGCUUUAUCGCUGAAGCAGAUUUUGGAGAGGGAAGAGGCUUUAAAGAAUUCCAUGAUUGUGUUGUUUCUGCAAUCUUUGGAAAAGCACAGGAUAUUGGUUUCAUCUGGAGAAUUAAAAAGCCAUGAUAAAUACAAGUACGAAGAAGCUGGUAUGCGUGUGUUUUACCUCAAUAAAUCAAUGCGAACAACGAAGAAUAAUUUUAACUUCUUGGUACAAUUUGAGAAGAAAAUUUCCGGGAUUGAAUCAGUUAUCAAACAUCCUGUUCAGGACAAAAAUCAUGAAAUAUCAUCAGCAAAAUCUGGAACGACCAGCUCUACCAUUCAACAAAAUUCAAAGCAGCGUAAAGUCUUAGAAAUAAAGAAUUCACAAGUAGAAUCAGCCGAAGAAAGUAAAAAGAUUUUUGAAGAACCAGUGGAUAUAGAGAAAAUUGCAGCUGCCUCACAUUAUCCAGAUGUUUCUGAAGAUAUCAAAACCCUAACCAAAGUGAAAUGCAACUCUGCGCAAGAAGUUGGACAUAACAUUGAAGGUACAAAGCCAAUACUGAUACAUCUUAAUUAUGAAAAUGAAACAGAAGAACAAAGUAUUGUCAUGUUAGCUCUCUCGUUGGAAUACUAUCUAGAUCUUGUUAAUAUUAAACGUUUAUUUUUUCAUAACACUGUGGAACAAAUGAUCACGUUUCGAAAAGUUUUGGAUUUAAUCAGAAGGGAUUAUUUUGUUUAUAACAAACAAACUGAAUGGAGUGUCAUCGACCGCUGCAAUAAAGUGUGUGAUCUUCCUGCAGACGUGGGUUAUAAUAUAAUAACCGACGUACACGGUAGUAGAGGAACAGACUUUUGUGAAACCGUAUGUGCUAUUGACGUAAAUGACACUAUGUUGCGACACAAGACGUUAGAAGGCAUGUCCAGAGUAACUGAACGCCUGAUAAUUGUUUGCGCGUGUAACAUACAGUCUGCUACUACAAAUUCAUCAACUGGACAUAUCAUUAAAGAUCUGUUACCGGAGUACCUAAAUGAGGUUUCUGUUGAAUGCGCAAAAAAUUCAAAUAAAGACUUACAUUACAUUGAAAUGCAAGUCAGUGACAAAAAAUCGAUAGGUUUUGUGAAUACAAAUUCGCGCAGAUACAAAAAUCUGAUGGAACGGAUAAAGAAAAUUAAAUAUGAAAAGGAUGAAUCAGAUGUGCAUGAUUUCGCGCGAGUUAUACGUAAAAAUUUCCAGCCUCCAACAAUCAACGUGAGCUGCAACUUUUCAAACGACCGUUCCUGUACAAUUAAUUGGAAUGAGGAAGGAUAUCGUUACGUAAUUAAUAUGGAGAACGACAGAUCACAAUGGCAGAACGUAGAGCAUGUCAUCACGUUUGGUGGAUGUGUUAUCAACAAUUUAGUUAUUGGAAAUAAAUACAAGUUUCGUGUUUUGGCUAGUAACGACUUUGGUCAAGCUCAAAGUGUUGUAUCGUAUCGACAUGUAAAUAAUCUUCCAUCAAGUCGUGCAGAUAUGUCUGUCACUUUUGAAGAUAUCGAGGAAAUUAUUGAAUCUAACGAUAUCGAGAAACUGAAAAAAUUACUAUCCAUUCAUCCAAACAUCGUUCACAUGAGAGAUGAAGAUGAACGCACACCAUUGAUGUGGACAGUACUGUACACCAACAAUACAUCAAUGGUGGAAAUACUCAUCUCAUACGGGAGUGAUGUUUGGACGGAAGAUAAUAUAUUUAAACAAAACAGUUAUCAUUACGCUGUAAUUCAUGAUCGUCACAUAAUAUUAGAUAUGUUAUGUCGACAUGAUGUAACAAACAUCAACCGUGGAGAUGUUGACAACAUCACACCAUUAUAUUAUGCUGCAGCGCUUGGUCACAUCUCAUGUGUUGAUGUUUUGUUGCGUCAUGAAAAUGUUGAUGUGACAAUCAAAGAUGGAGCUGGAAGAACAGCUUAUGAUCGUGCUGGAAGAUGGAAGAAUGAACAAAAGCGGGAAAUAAUAAGACGAAAAAUAAAAGAAUACGAACAAAGAAGGAGGAGAUAAAUGUCCCAGGAAAAAAUAACAAUCCGGUCACCAGAUGACGAACAAGUUUGCAGUUAAAUUUUUUAUUCUAUUUAUAUUAGUCAUUUAUAUAUAUUAAUAUGUUAUACAUAUAUAUAUUUAUUUUAAAUAUAUCUUUUUGUAUAUAUGUCUAUAAUAAAUUAUUGCAAAUAUAAAUCCAUGUUGCUUUUAGUUUUAUAUUAUUUAUUAUUUAAAAUAUAUAUUUAUACUUUAUUUAUAUUAGAACAAAUUUAUAGGAACAAUGAAGCUGGAAGUGGCUGAAAAAUAAGAACAAAGGGAAAGGCUGAAGUUUUAAUUUUGUGUUCUUAGCGCAAAAAAUGGCAAAUUACAGAAUAAAAUGAUUUUAAGCAGUUUAUCAGAUUGUGUCUGACAGAUUUAUCUGAUUUGACAAAAAUCUUUUUUGUCGUCACAAUCUGAAAAGUUACAACGUUUUAACUUUUUAGAUUUUGUCUGAAGAGAAUUAACCAAUGAAGUUACAGAUUGUUUUAUGAAAUAUUAUUGAUUUAAAAAUUCGUAUGAUUUCGAAAGAAAGAAACUUCACAAACAGAAAUUUUAUUGAACUUUUAAAAGGGGAAAAAGGUCUAUGGAACAUAAAAACUCCGCCGUACAAAAACAAGGGGUGAGAAGGCGAAGGUAAUCGUCCGAAUUUGUGGCAAAUUAGAAAUGAAACAAAAUCUUCUCUUUCCCUGUUUUCGUUGUUUUCGUUGUUAAUGUAAAAGACGCCGCUGUCGGAUGAACAUGUAAUUAAAAAUCAGCGUGAAGACAAAUUUCAUCGUUCUUAUAACGCAUUUUUUAGCAAAAACAUUAGAAUUAAAUUUAAUUUUUACCAAUCGUACAAUCCCUUUCUUUCACACUGUCUAUAGUAAAGGUGAUCAGAAUUUUUAUUAGCAGAAUUUUCAGCUAUUCUCUGACCUUCCUUGUGAAUCCACUCAUUUAUAUAUAGUAUUGUGUUAUAUCAAGUAUAUUUAUAUACCUAUUUAUGUAUGAGUUCGGGUGAGUUUUAUAAAAUAUAUUUGAUUUGAUUUUGAUUUACUGUGGAACAAUUUUUGUUCGAUUUAUUUUCGUAUCAUGGAAAGAUACAUGUUCUAAGUCACGUGGUUUUGCUGCAUCAAAAUUGUCUCGUUCCCAACUAAAAAGGUUUGACUGCUAUAUUUUACGUGGCGUAAUGAAACUCUCACAUAGCUAUAGCCUCGUUUCGAUAUGAUUUCAUUAUUGCAAAGAAAUCUUCAUACGGAGAAAAUUUCUUUGCCUCCUUUCUAAGUUAUUAAUCUUUAAAAAUUAAUUGCUCGUCUCGUUUCCAUGCUUUUUUCGUAAUUAUAACCAGAAGAUGUGCUGUGGAGAGCUUGCAGAGACGAAGACUUUUUUUGAAUUUCCGCGCCCGAAGGCGUAGGAAAUUCUUUAAAACCGUCGUUUUUUUCUUUCGGAGCAUUUUUUGAGAAAAAAUCGACCCUGGGAUUUCACGUUGCCCAGUCACAGAUGUAAACUUCGUACCCAAGCUCCUUUACUACUGGGAAGUCUCGUAUUGACGUUUCAGGCCAAAAUUGGUAUUUGUUUUCGACAAAAUUUGGCACAGUUAACAAAAAAAGUAUGCUGAACAUAAUGGUGACAUAAUAAUUUUGAUUUUUGUCACCUAAAUGUCAUUUUAGGCCAAAAUUGGUCCAAAAAUUAGAACUACUUUAUUUUCAACAAAAUUUGGCACAGUUAACAAAUAAAGUAUGCUGAACAUGAUGGUGACAUCAAAAUUUUGGUUUUUUGCCACCUUAAAUGUCAUUUUAGGCCAAAAU